AUGACCGAGCCACCUACAAAACGCGCCCGUCGCAUCGACAGCUCGGCGAUGUGGGAUGCAAACGACAAACGGUCGCUGCUCUCUCACACACCCGAAGCAGACGCUGAUCAACCCCGUCAAUCGCGCCAUGGAAGCUCAAGACCAGAUGAUUCUCGCACAAGCACAAAGGAUGACCGCCGCUAUCGGUCUCGCUCCCGUGAUCGAUACACACGGAAAAGAGAUAGGAGUUGGUCUCACGACAGCCAUGAGCGGACGCGCGAUAGAGCUCGGGAUCGGGAUCGCGAUGGUGGGAAACGUGAGUCUUACAGGGAUGGACGGGACGCGAGAGACCGUGAUCGGAGCACGAGUAGGGAUCGAUACAGUAGUAGACAUGGCCCUGCGAAAUCCGGAAGACCUGAUCGAUCCAGAUCACCGCGCAACGGUACACGUUCUCGAGACUAUCCAGCUCGCGACUCAAAACCAGAUUACAGAGAUGGCAAACGAGACGGCAGGGCACGGCCCGACCAGCGCCACACAAACGGUGCAUCAAAACGAGACACCCACGAGGAAGACAUCGAAGACGCCGACAUGAUGAGCGACAUUGAAGAUACAGACGACAUUGAAGCCAUGAUGCGGAAAGCAGUUGGCUUCACCAGGUUCAGAAGCACAAAGAACACCAAAGUUCCGGGAAACGAUAUUUACGGUGUACGGAAAGAGAAGAAGACCGAAUACCGACAGUACAUGAACCGUGUUGGUGGAUUCAACAGACCUCUCAGUCCUGGCAGGUGA
Talaromyces marneffei is the source of this 768-nucleotide messenger RNA. RefSeq lists its product as uncharacterized. Gene Ontology annotation, biological process: RNA splicing. The record is from RefSeq and is a predicted model, not a curated record. Lineage: Eukaryota; Fungi; Ascomycota; Eurotiomycetes; Eurotiales; Trichocomaceae. Gene Ontology annotation, cellular component: precatalytic spliceosome. The transcript is spliced from 2 exons. The coding region runs from base 1 to 768 and encodes 255 amino acids.